AUGAAUGAUAUUGUUCGAUCCUUACUUUCUUGGCUGAAUUUGACAGGGAAACUGAACGAUAUCAAGACAUUUCAGGAGUGUGAUGACUAUAUGAUGAUAUUAGAUGCUUUUAAAACAUUAUUCCCUGAAAUAAUUCUUGAUGAAAAAGAAGAAAACGGGACAUUUAUAGAAUAUAUCAACAAAUUUAACUUUUCUAAUAUAUCAGAAAUCCUUAAUGUUAAAUUAGACGAUUUUCUAAAUUGUGAUCCAAAAACAAUCGAAGAAAUUGUGAAGAGAAUCUUCUUUUUAAUGGCUCAGAAUCAUAGAACAGAACUUACACAUCAAAUAGAAAAGCUUGAAUUUAUUGAACGCCAAGAUUUGCAAUUACUUUUAGAACAAAAUAUGAAAAAUAAAAAGUAUUUAAAGCUUGCAAAGUCAAUAAGAGCUUACUCCACAAAUGUUAAUACUUUAUUGGCAAAUAAAAAACGCGCUAUUGACAAGUUUGAUGAAAUGGAAAGAAUUAAGGAUACCCUUACAUUGCGUAGUUAG
Messenger RNA from Trichomonas vaginalis G3, 528 nucleotides. RefSeq lists its product as uncharacterized. The coding region runs from base 1 to 528 and encodes 175 amino acids. NCBI's taxonomy places the organism in Eukaryota, Parabasalia, Trichomonadida, Trichomonadidae. The transcript has a single exon. The record is from RefSeq and is a predicted model, not a curated record.